Messenger RNA from Vicugna pacos (alpaca), 411 nucleotides. The record is from RefSeq and is a predicted model, not a curated record. NCBI's taxonomy places the organism in Eukaryota, Metazoa, Chordata, Mammalia, Artiodactyla, Camelidae.
AUGGGGUAUGAGGAAGAGAAUGGUGGAGGCAGAGUUUGUCUGGGCACCAGACGUAAGGCAGUUCAACUUAAUGCCCUUGCCCUAAGCAGCUCCAGGUGCCAAGAAUUGGCCAAUUUCUACUUUGGAUUCAAUGGAUGGUCAAAAAGGAUCAUAAAGGUCAGCUACUUUUCUUGGAAGCAGUGUGGCCAAGGGGAGGAAGAAUGUCUCUCAGAUGUCAGCUUUGAGGAGGAGGAGUUCAGAUGCCCAGAACUGGGCUAGCACUUCUGAGUCUCCCAGAAGGCCGGGCCCUGUGACUUCCUUGGGAAGCUCUGCACCACCUCACCCCCACCCCUGCACUGCUGGAGUCUGGGGCCACUCUGGUCUGCAGCCCAAAUCCUGCCUCGUUGUGCGGGAGGCCAGGCUGAGGUUGGA